GCUGUAGCAUUCUCUCAUCAAAACUUGAAUUAUUUUUCAUAGUCGGGUGUAUUGCUUGCUGGUUUUGGUGUUCACAAUUUCAUCUCGUCUCUCUCUCUCUCUCUCUCUCUCCCUCUCUCUCCGAUCUAAAUACGUAAUUGAUUUUUUUUGGUACGUCUUAAUUUGGAGUAGCUAGCUAGUGCGCGAAGAAGAUAUAUAUUCGUCCCCUCAAGUCUGUAGCGAUAUAUGUAUAUAUAUAGGGAUGGAGGAGUCAUGCGUGCCGCCGGGGUUUAGAUUCCGUCCAACAGAGGAAGAACUUGUGGGGUACUACCUCAAGAGGAAAAUCAGCUCCCUGGGAAUCGAUCUCCAUCUUAUUACCGACAUUGAUCUCUACAACAUGGAGCCUUGGGACAUUCAAGAUAGAUGUAAACUGUUCGAAAAUGAGGAACAGAAGGAAUGGUACUUCUUCAGUCACAAGGACAAGAAGUAUCCGACAGGAACGAGAACUAACAGAGCCACUGCUCACGGGUUCUGGAAGGCCACAGGCAGGGACAAGGCCGUGCUCUCGAGAAACACAUCUUCAAUCAUCGGCAUGAGGAAGACCCUCGUCUUUUACGGAGGUCGUGCCCCCAACGGAAGGAAGACAGAUUGGAUCAUCCACGAAUAUCGCCUCCAAACAUCGCAACACGCUCCUCCUCAGCCUCAGGAAGAAGGAUGGGUGGUAUGUAAGGCGUUCAAGAAACCAAUCCCGAAGGAAAGAGUCGGGCUCGAAGCCUACACUUACUGCAGCCGGAUUCAUCAAAUAUUGCCUCAUGAAUGCACUAAUUGGGACAUGACCACGAAUAAUAGUAAUAAUAAUCCAUUAUUAUUAACUGAUCCAAAUCCAGAUGUCUACUUUCAGACGCAGACCAUAAGUACGACGGCGCUGAGUGAUGAGAUAAAUAUGGACGUUGGAUCCUCACAAUUAGUUGAACUUCCUACUAGGAUCAGCGCCAAUUCAGACAUCGUCAGUCGUCGGCCAUUGGAACAAGCUACUGUUGUGGUAACAUCACAUCAGAGAAUGUGUGACGUUUUGCACUCUGAAGAUUAUUAUAAUCUCGACAGUGACUGGAAGGCUUUGAAUAACAGCAGCUUGCUCAUUGCCCCGGAACAGACGAGUAGCACUAGUUCUGAUCAUGCAAACCACCGCCUGCUGCCACUGCUACCGCCGCCUUUUGGUACCCAUGAACUCGCCCUUCAUCUUGCUCAUGAAAGUCAGGCCGGCAACUAUCCCUUCGUAUCAUGCUUGAAUGAUAAAUCGCCAUAUAUAACAAGUUCAGGGCUAGCUUUUUCGAACUAAAACUGCUAAAGCUCGCUCGCGACGAUGAGCUGAUGAAAUAAUCAUUGUCAAUUUUAUCAUAUAUUACAUGCAUGUGGACAGUACAUAAUUAAUAUUAAUUCCCACCUUUUCUUUUCCGCUAAGCGAGUCAGUGCUCU
This is a messenger RNA of Punica granatum (pomegranate), 1455 nucleotides long. Lineage: Eukaryota; Viridiplantae; Streptophyta; Magnoliopsida; Myrtales; Lythraceae. The record is from RefSeq and is a predicted model, not a curated record.